AGCAACCACACAACACGUUUUCAUGUGCAAAGAAGCAGUGACAAAGCAAAAUACACAAAGUGAAAAAAAAUAAAAACAAAAUACGUACAAAAAUAAUUUACAAUGUGUAGUGUAAAUGAUAGAAUUGAAAAAUUAAAAAGGGAAACUAAAGAUUUGCGAAAAGAAGUUAAAGAUUUGAAAGAGACUUUGCUGCAACAAAAUGAGUUGAUAAUAAGUUUAUUAUCGAAACAAACGGGUAUACUGGAUGAAACCAUAGAAGCGGACCGUACAUUACCGCACGUAUUCUAUGGCAAGAAAAUAUCCGAGUACUCGAGACGUUUUCCUUUGGAAAAUUUUGAAGAUUUGCAAAAGUUUGAAGGGGAGAUAAAUGAGGAAAAUGAAAAUCAUGUCAUCAAUAUUAUCCAAGCCUUGCUAUCGCCCAAAGGACUUUCGAAAAGUAUCUCAAAUGUGUUGUCGGAAAAUUUAAUCAUGGCUGUCAAUGUGGAUGGCUAUCACAAUAAGAAAAGAUUAUUGAAUUUUCCUAAAACUAUUGAUAUUCUAUUUAUGUCCAGCCGUAAAGAUAAUGAGGACUAUACAUCGCAAAUGUUUCUAAAUGAUUUAAGACGUGCACUGCGUAUGGUUAAAAAUCGUAUACAUAAAAACAAUUGUCAGGCUAGACAAAAAUUGAGACUGCAACAGGAACAGGCAGAGUUGCAGCAAACGGUUGAAGAAUAUAUAAUAAAAACGGAAGAAGAUGAUUUUGAAUAGUUUAAUAUGAAUUGCAUUCAUAAUUUUUUGUGUAAAUAUUAUUUGUACAAAUAGCUUGUAAAUACAAUUUAAGG
Calliphora vicina (urban bluebottle blowfly) is the source of this 821-nucleotide messenger RNA. RefSeq lists its product as uncharacterized. NCBI's taxonomy places the organism in Eukaryota, Metazoa, Arthropoda, Insecta, Diptera, Calliphoridae. The record is from RefSeq and is a predicted model, not a curated record. The transcript is spliced from 4 exons. Bases 103 to 747 code for a protein of 214 amino acids.